Molecule: messenger RNA, 1995 nt
Organism: Pediculus humanus corporis (human body louse)
Lineage: Eukaryota; Metazoa; Arthropoda; Insecta; Psocodea; Pediculidae
Product: formate-tetrahydrofolate ligase, putative
Exons: 2
Coding region: 1-1995 (664 amino acids)
Molecular function (GO): formate-tetrahydrofolate ligase activity; ATP binding
Source: RefSeq, a predicted model, not a curated record
AUGCUGUUUUCCGUUGGAUAUUGUUUAAAGCUUCGUAUAAAUUUACCGGUUUUCCGGAAUUUUUUGCACACGUCUAAUCCUCGUCAAAACGAAUGGCAUCUUCGUCCUCUACCUUUGAAUCUCAAAUCUCCUGUUCCGAGUGAUAUAGAAAUCUCUAGAGCACAAACUCCGAAAGAUAUUAAUAUCCUUGCACAGGAAAUCGGAUUGACGGACGACGAAUAUUCAUUGUACGGCAAAACAAAAGCCAAAAUCAAUUUGAACGUGGUCAAAAGAUUAAAGGACACGCCUAAUGGAAAAUACGUUCUCGUCGUCGGUAUAACUCCCACUCCUUUGGGAGAGGGUAAAAGUACGACAACAUUGGGAUUGGUUCAAGCAUUAUCUGCUCAUCGUGAUAAAAAUUCAUUUGCAUGCAUACGACAGCCUUCUCAAGGGCCGACAUUUGGCAUCAAAGGAGGAGCAGCAGGAGGUGGCUAUUCUCAGGUUAUUCCAAUGGAAGACUUUAAUUUGCAUUUAACUGGUGACAUACAUGCUGUGACUGCCGCCAACAACCUUCUUGCCGCCCAAAUCGAUGCUCGAAUCCUUCACGAAACUUCUCAAAGUGAUAAAUCACUUUACGACCGUCUCGUCCCAACCGUAAGAGGGAAAAGACAAUUUUCUAAAAUUCAAUUAAAAAGGCUUCAAAAAUUGGGAAUUUCAAAGACUGAUCCCGAUUCUCUCACGCCGGAAGAAGCCGGAAGAUUUUCCAGAUUGGAUAUAGAUCCGAAAACUGUAACGUGGAGAAGAGUCGUGGAUAUAAAUGAUCGUUUUUUGAGAAAAAUAACCGUUGGACAAUCGCCCACGGAAAAAGGAUUACAUCGCGAAACGGCAUUUGAUAUAUCCGUGGCAUCCGAAGUCAUGGCCAUAUUGGCUUUGUCUACGAAUUUAGCGGACAUGAAAGAAAGAUUGGGAAAAAUUGUUGUCGGAUUUAGUAGGAAAGGGGAAGCGGUAACUGCAGAAGAUUUGGGAAUGACGGGAGCUAUGGCUAUUUUAUUAAAGGACGCUAUUCAACCUACUCUCAUGCAAAGUUUGGAAGGCUCUCCUGUGCUCGUUCACGCCGGCCCAUUCGCCAAUAUUGCCCACGGAUGUUCUUCUAUAGUGGCCGAUGCAGUGGCUCUCAAGUUGGUCGGAAAAGAUGGGUACGUCGUUACGGAAGCAGGUUUUGGAUCGGACAUAGGCAUGGAAAAGUUUUUAAACAUCAAGUGCAGAAUUUCUAACUUUUUGCCGAAUGUCGUUGUCUUGGUUGCAACAAUCAGAGCUUUGAAAAUGCACGGAGGAGGUCCAAAAGUCACUCCCGGGAGUCCACUGGCGAAAGAAUACGUCGAAGAAAAUUUAACCUUGUUGGAAAAAGGUUUACCCAACUUAGUGAAACACAUUGAAAAUGCAAAAAGGUUUAACUUACCAGUCAUCGUAGCCAUAAAUUCAUUUGUCACGGAUUCCGAUCGCGAGUGCACUCUUGUGAAAAAUAUCAGUUUACAAAACGGAGCUUUCAGAGCUGUUACGUGCACUCAUUGGGAACACGGUGGACAAGGUGCCGAAGAACUGGCCGAUGCGGUCAUUGAAGCCUGUCAAGAACGUAACGAAUUUCAAUUUUUGUACGAUUUGUCUCUUCCGAUAGAGGAAAAAGUUAAGAAAAUCGCCAAGGAAAUCUACGGUGCAGGAAGUGUCGAAUUCGUUCCAAAGGUCAAGGUUUUAAUGUCGGAUUACGAAAAAUACGGAUACGACAAACUUCCGGUUUGCAUGGCUAAAACUGCUUUGAGUCUGAGCGGAGAUCCCAAAUUAAAAGGAGUACCUAAAGAUUUCACGUUGACGAUUAACGACAUGUUCGUAUCUGCCGGCGCGGGUUUCGUCGUGCCCAUGGUCGGAGAAAUAACUAAAAUGCCGGGUCUAUCCACGAGACCAAGUGUCUACGAUAUGGAUUUAGAUACCGAAACGGAAGAAAUUCAAGGCUUGUUUUAA